UGUUCCAAUCCCCUCCAUAUCAUAUGAUUCAGGUGUUCCAAUCCCCUCCAUAUCAUGUGAUUCAGAUGUUCCAAUCCCCUCCAUGGACACAGGUGUAUACAAUCAAGCCCUAGGCAUGCAGACUGCUUUUACAAACAUUGGUGAAAGAAUGGGUCGCUCUCAGGAGCUCAGUGACUCCAAGCGUGGUCCCGUGAUAGGUGGCCACCUGGGCAAUAAGUCCAUCCGUGACAUUUCCUGGCUACUAAAUAUUCCACGCUCAACUGUUAGUGGGAUUUAUAACAAAGUGGAAGCCACUGGGAACAACAGCCACUCAGCCACCAAGUGGUAGGCCACGUCACAUGACAGGGUGGGGUCAGCGCAUGCUGAAGCGCACAGUGCGCAGAAGUCACCAACUGUCUGCAGAGUCAAUAGCUAAAGACCUCCAAACUUGGUGUGGCCUUCAGAUGAGCCCAACAACAGUGUGUAGAGAGCUUCAUGGAAUGGGUUUCCAUGGCCGAGCAGCUGCAUCCAAG
Messenger RNA from Staurois parvus, 512 nucleotides. The record is from the annotation of a GenBank genome assembly. NCBI's taxonomy places the organism in Eukaryota, Metazoa, Chordata, Amphibia, Anura, Ranidae.